UUAGCACAGGGCUUCACGAGAACUCGUUUCUCUCUUUUCUUCCUAUUCUCCCCUUUUCACUCUAUUAUAUUCUCUCAUCCGCAAAGCGCAGAAGUCUCUGCAUCGACCUUGAUUUUUCUCCAUCUUAGUUUAUGAGCUCGAAGGAGAAGCCCACUCUCGGUGGUACGCGGAUUAAGACCCGCAAACGGAAUAUUGCUGCGCCGCUGGACCCUGCAGCAUUUGCUGAUGCAGUGGUCCAGAUUUAUCUGGAUAAUGCUGGUGAUUUGGAACUUGUUGCUAAGAACCUCGAGUCUUCAGACCUCAACUUCUCAAGAUACGGUGACACUUUUUUCGAGGUAAAAUAUAAACAUAUAAGAUUAUAUUCAUACAGGAACUUUGCCACUAGUGUUCUCAAGGUGCGCAUAGAUAGAAUUUCAUUAUCAUAUGCCGUGUUGAGCUGUCGGAAUUUGCUGCAGUUAAGCAUGUUGUUCCUAUGCCUAAUGGUGUAUGGACUUUCUUAUUUCAGCAAUGCUGGCCUUUUGCCUUUGGUUGAAUAUAAUGAUAAGAAGAUAUUUGAGGUGAAGCUCAAGGAAAUGAAAUCUGCAUUAACAACUCAGCUAGCAGAAGAAGCUGCUAUCUCUGAAGUCAUAGAGACUGUGAAGCAACAUGUCAAAGAUGCCAAAUUGCCAGAUAUAGAGGUUGUGCGAAUUUUGUGGGAUGUAUUGAUGGAUGCUAUUCAAUGGUCAGGAAAGAAUCAACAGCAAAAUGCUAAUUCAGCUCUUCGUCAGGUGAAAAAAUGGGCGGAACUGUUGAAUACUUUCUGCACCUCUGGAAAGCUUGAAUUGGAACUUAUGUACAAAGUCCAAGUCCAGUGCUACGAGGAUGCUAAACUGAUGAAGUUGUUCCCUGAAAUUGUAAGGUCUCUCUAUGACCAAGAUGUGCUAGCAGAAGAUACCAUUCUUCAUUGGUUCCGUAAAGGAACAAACCUUAAGGGCAGGCAAAACUUUGUCAAGUCGCUGGAGCCCUUUGUGAAAUGGCUGGAGGAGGCGGAGGAAGAGGAAUGAAUUUCUUGUCAUACUGCAUCUCUUCGCAGCUGACCGUAUCUGAAACGUCUUUUUCCUGGAGAGUAGUUAUAUUCCCCCUGAGGAUUGAAUGAAUAAGAGACUUCUGAAUAUUCACACCAAUUGACAGUUUGUUAUGCUGCUGAUGUUAUGAAUUUCAUCUGUAUGAGUUUUCUUCCUUGGAUCUUUAUUUUCAUAUAUUCGUAUGCAUCUGUCUUUGUUUUCUCGAUUAA
Molecule: messenger RNA, 1273 nt
Organism: Nicotiana tabacum (common tobacco)
Lineage: Eukaryota; Viridiplantae; Streptophyta; Magnoliopsida; Solanales; Solanaceae
Source: RefSeq, a predicted model, not a curated record